CUGAUUGUUGCAGAUGAGUAGAUGGCUCUCCCUCUCUCCAGCGCUCCUCUCACACGCUCAUUUUCCCAUAGAUACAAACACAGUGGUUCUCUUUGAACAGAGAGCGAUGCUCGCAGGUGACGUCCCCUCCAGCCGAUGCAGGAAAACGCAUAACGUGCCCGCUGGAUCGCUGCUGUUGACUCUGAGAAGCAUCAGAGGCUGAACUCCUGGAUCUUAUGUAUGUAAACAGAGGCAGAUAAACAGUGGACAGCAUGUCGAAUGAAGAAAAGUGGGUCACUUUGAGUCCAAAUGAAUUCUCUCUUCUUCAAGACUAUGCACAGUACACAACUAAGAAGCUAAAAGAUGUUCUUCAGGAGUUUCAUGGAGAUGGGAUUCUGGCCAAGUAUAAUCCUGAAGAGAAGCCAGAAAUCCUCAGUCAGGAAAUUGACUUUGAGGGUUUUAAGCUCUUCAUGGAGACCUUCCUGGAAAAUGAACUUGCUGAGGAGUUCUGCCAGCAUCUCUUCCUGAGUUUCUGCAACAAAGACCCCAAGCCAAGCCCUUCCAUGACAGAUAAGCAGAGAAUCAUGGGUCUAAAACUUAUAAAGGGAAGCUGCACGCCACCGAAAAUGUCAUCCCUGUCCAAACCUCUCGGCACCAUCCAGCUGAAGGACAUGAUCUGCUACCUCUCUCUCCUGGAGGGCGGACGACCAGAGGACAAACUGGAAUUCAUGUUUCGGCUUUAUGACACAGAUGGGAACGGGUUUUUAGACAGUAAGGAACUGGAGCAUAUUAUUUCUCAGAUGAUGCAUGUUGCGGAGUAUCUGGAGUGGGACGUCACAGAACUGAAGCCGAUUUUGGAGCAGAUGAUGCAGGAGAUUGACUAUGACCAUGACGGGAUGGUUUCUCUUGAAGAGUGGGUCCAGGGUGGCCUGACCACCAUUCCUCUGCUAGUGCUGUUGGGACUUGAAACUAAUGUAAAAGAUGACGGGCAGCAUGUGUGGAGACUAAAGCACUUCAGUAAACCUGCAUACUGUAACCUGUGUUUGAAUAUGUUGAUUGGAUUGGGAAAGCAAGGCCUCUGCUGCUCCUUCUGUAAGUACACCGUUCAUGAGAGAUGUGUGGCUCGAGCCCCCCUGUCCUGCAUCAAAACAUACGUCAAAUCUAAGAAAAACACGGAGAUUAUGCAUCAUUUCUGGGUUGAGGGAAAUUGUCCAAGCAAGUGCGAUAAGUGUCACAAGACAAUCAAGUGUUACCAGGGUCUUACGGGUCUUCACUGUGUCUGGUGCCAGAUUACUCUACACAACAAGUGCGCUUCACACGUCAAACCCGAAUGUGACUGCGGAUCGCUGAGGGAUCACAUACUUCCUCCAAACACAAUAUGCCCUGUUGUACUGGAGAGACAGUCCACUCUGAGAAACGACUCCAGCCAAUCAGGAGGCCGGGGGAAAAUACAAAGGACCAAUUCGGUAUCAGUGGAUGGACAGGGGCUACAGAUUACACCAUUAGAAGAAACCCAUCCUUUGUUGGUUUUCGUCAACCCUAAAAGUGGAGGCAAACAAGGUGAAAGGAUCUUCCGAAAGUUCCAGUACCUCCUGAACCCCCGUCAAGUCUACAACCUGGCCAAGAACGGCCCCAUGCCUGGCUUAAAUUUCUUUCGAGAUGUUCCAGAUUUCAAAGUCCUGGCCUGUGGUGGAGAUGGUACUGUUGGAUGGAUUCUUGAUGUCAUAGACAAAGCCAACUUUGAACAGAAUCCUCCUGUGUGUGUACUUCCUCUCGGCACAGGAAAUGACCUCGCAAGGUGUCUGCGCUGGGGUGGAGGCUACGAUGGAGAAAGUCUUUUGCAGAUUCUCAAGGACAUUGAGAACAGUACUGAAGUGAUGCUGGACAGGUGGAAGAUUGACAUCACCCCUCUAGACAAAGAUGAAAGAGGCGAUCCAGUCCCGUACAGCAUCGUGAACAAUUACUUCUCUAUUGGCGUGGAUGCAUCUAUCGCUCAUCGAUUCCACAUUAUGAGAGAGAAACAUCCAGAAAGGUUUAACAGCAGGACGAAGAAUAAGCUUUGGUACUUCGAGUUUGGAACCUCAGAGACCUUCUCUGCAACUUGCAAGAAGCUGCAUGAUUAUCUUGAGGUGGAGUGUGAUGGUGUCACCCUGAACCUCAACAACAUCUCAUUGGAGGGCAUUGCCAUCCUGAAUAUUCCCAGCAUGCACGGUGGUUCCAACCUAUGGGGAGAGAGUAAGAAACGGAGGGGUCACCGUCGAAUAGGGAAGAAGUCUCCGGAAAAAAAGACCCCAAUUAUUGACCCCAAACAACUUGUUUGUGCUGUCCAAGACCCGUCUGAUCAGCUUUUGGAGGUGGUGGGGCUGGAGGGGGCAAUGGAAAUGGGGCAGAUCUACACGGGUCUGAAGAGCGCAGGCAGACGUCUGGCCCAGUGUUCCUCCAUCAUUAUCAGAACCAGUAAAGCCCUCCCUAUGCAAAUAGAUGGUGAGCCAUGGAUGCAAAGCCCAUGCACUAUUAAAAUCGUGCAUGAGAAUCAGGCCCGAAUGCUGAUGGGUCCUCCUCAAAGCUCUGGCUUCUUCUCCUUCUUUCGACGUGACCGCAGAGAGAGCAAAGACUGACAGCCCACAACACCUGAGAUCAACGCUACACCUGCUAUAGAGUUCAUAUGAAUGGUGAAAACCAAAUGUGAAGAUUCUUGACAGCCACCAGUUUCAGUCUUAGCUGUUCGAUUAAACUGCUACUAUACAGUACAAGCCAAGUACGAGGAGGAAAAGCCGUUUAUUGUUCACAAAUGUUUAAAAAGGUACGUUUCUGAAAAUACUGACUCAACUGGAAUUGGAAUCAUAGAGGUUUGAGGAUAAUAGACACUCAAAAAAUGUCUUUUAGCGUUCUGAGUCUUAGACGUGGACUCAGAUGGACUAAAUGAACCAGAACUAUUUUAUUUUGGGUAUGUUAUUUAGAAAGUGCCAGCAGCUCUGGAUGUCUUGGUGCCAAAUGCGAGAUCAGUCUUAAGUAGCAUGGGUAUAUUUGUAACAAUAGCCAACAAUACAUUGUAUGGGUCAAAAUCAUUAGGAUAUUAAGUAAAGAUCCUGUUCCAUGCAGGUGUUUUGUAAAUUUCCUACUGUAAAUAUAUCAAAGCCCAGUUUUUGAUUAGUAAUACGCAUUGCUAAGAACUUCAUUUGGACAACUGUAAAGGCGAUUUUCUUAAUAUCUUGACCCUUAGAUUUUCAAAUAGUUGUAUCUCGACCAAAUAUUGUCAUAUCCUAACAAACCAUACAUCAACGGCUCAAAAAAAGCUUAUUGAUUCAGCUUUCAGAUGAUGUAUAAAUCUCAGUUUAAAAAAAUUGACGCUUAUGACUAAUUUUGUACUCUAUGGUCAUAAAAAAACAGAAAAACAGAGUACUUUUUAACCUAAAACAUGUAAUGUGUUAGUCUAGUGCAACAGUUUUUAUAUACUUUAGCAUGCUGGGUUUAAAUCCAGAACUUUGUAAAUUAAUUAUUAUAUUAUAUUAUAUUAUAUUAUAUUAUAUUAUAUUAUAUUAUUAUAUUUUAUAUUUAAAAUUGCAUCUGAAACUGACAGCCUGUGUUUUUUCUAUGGCAAAUUUAGAUGUCUGCAUUUUUCUACAUUUAUCAUGCAACUUAAAGGAUUAGUUCCUUUCCAGAAUAAAAAAAUUCUGAUAAUUUACUCACCUCCAUGUUAUCCAAGAUAUCUUGAUGAUUUCUUCAGUUGAAAAGAAAGUAAGGAUUUUGAGGAAAACAUUCCAGGGUUUUUCUCCGUAUAGUGGACUU
Messenger RNA from Labeo rohita (rohu), 3768 nucleotides. RefSeq names its product diacylglycerol kinase, beta (gene dgkb). Gene Ontology annotation, molecular function: calcium ion binding; ATP-dependent diacylglycerol kinase activity. Gene Ontology annotation, biological process: lipid phosphorylation; diacylglycerol metabolic process; intracellular signal transduction. NCBI's taxonomy places the organism in Eukaryota, Metazoa, Chordata, Actinopteri, Cypriniformes, Cyprinidae. The record is from RefSeq and is a predicted model, not a curated record. Gene Ontology annotation, cellular component: plasma membrane.